UCUAAGAUAUCAUCCUUACCCGAGCAGGUACUACACAAUCUAGCACAUUCUCUUCUCUUCCAUUCUCUCCCACCAUUGAUUGGAGUCAUCAUCUUCUUGACACAAGAAGUGGUCUGAGUCAAAACUAAAAUCAGACAAUGGACCACUCAGCAGAUCGAACAACUUUUAAGCGUCACUCGUCGCUUUCUACACUUGUGGCUCAUUUCUUUGGCAUCUUAGCCGUUAUUCUAAUGCUCAUAUGGCUUCUUCAUUACCGUGAAGGUAUUGAGUAUGGCUCCGACAAUCCCCUUAAGGUUUUAAAUGUGCAUCCAUUUCUCAUGUACUGUGGUUUUCUCUUCCUCGUGGGCCAAGCGAUGAUGAUGUACAAAACGGCGUAUGCCUCGCACCAAGUACAGAAAAUGGUUCACGGUGGACUUCACUUAAUAGGAUUAGUUCUAGGUAUUGUCGGAAUCUGCGCCGCCUUUAGAUUCCACGAUAAAUUAAACCUUAAAAACAUGGUCUCUCUUCACUCCUGGAUCGGUCUCACCACUUUCAUCCUCCUCGGCCUCCAGUGGCUGCUCGGGGCGUUCACAUUCCUUGCGCCACAAUCUUCAUCAGGGACAAGAACGAGGAUGAUGCCGUCGCACGUCUUAGGUGGUCGAGCUCUACUUUAUAUGGGUAUUGUCGCAGCACUUACAGGACUCGCGCAGAGAGCCACGAUGCUUGGUCAGAGCACAAACGCUGAGUCACGCCUCAUUAACUUCACCGGUUUAGCUAUUCUACUCUUUGGCGUUUCAGUCGACUUCUCCGUCGCUCUUGGCCGUUAUAAUUGAUGGAUUCCUCUAUUAAUUAGUCUACCGUUUAAUAAAUCUUUCUUUAUUGUAUCAUUCAAUGAAUUAUUGCUCGUUUGUGCUGGUGUGAAAAUGUGGUUGGUGUGAUAUCUGAUUGGGCCCUGAGAGUUGAUUACUUGAUAUUUGAUUCUUUUUACUUUUUGUAUGUUUUUUGUUGAUAACUUGAUAUUGUUUAUCUUUGAUGCUUACGAAAAAAGCUAUUAUUUGCAUA
Brassica napus (rape) is the source of this 1041-nucleotide messenger RNA. Its product is annotated as probable transmembrane ascorbate ferrireductase 3. Bases 138 to 812 code for a protein of 224 amino acids. The transcript is spliced from 4 exons. Gene Ontology annotation, molecular function: oxidoreductase activity. NCBI's taxonomy places the organism in Eukaryota, Viridiplantae, Streptophyta, Magnoliopsida, Brassicales, Brassicaceae. The record is from RefSeq and is a predicted model, not a curated record.